Argiope bruennichi is the source of this 1065-nucleotide messenger RNA. RefSeq names its product gastrula zinc finger protein XlCGF8.2DB-like. The transcript has a single exon. NCBI's taxonomy places the organism in Eukaryota, Metazoa, Arthropoda, Arachnida, Araneae, Araneidae. The record is from RefSeq and is a predicted model, not a curated record. Gene Ontology annotation, molecular function: RNA polymerase II cis-regulatory region sequence-specific DNA binding; DNA-binding transcription factor activity. The coding region runs from base 1 to 1065 and encodes 354 amino acids. Gene Ontology annotation, biological process: regulation of transcription by RNA polymerase II.
AUGGAGAAAGAAGCCACAUACAUUUGUGAUAGGUGCAAAGAAAGUGCAGAUGCCAGUGAAAAUAAAUCAAAAAAUUAUCGCUGGCUUGUUUCAAUAAAAUCCUUAUUCCAGUGUGCUAAAUGUUCGCAGUUUUUUAAUAUAGGAUUCAGAGUUACAGAUAAGAUGCCAUUGAUUGAUGCAUCCAAAAAUUCAGAGCUAGAAUUAGUUGCCAGGCAGACAGAAAUGGUGAAUGCUGAUGAAGGUUCCAGAACUGAAUACAUAAUCCAAGAAAGAAAACCAGUCGAAUCAACGGAAAAAACCCACAAAUGCCAUGUUUGCCUUCGAAUCAUCAAAACCAGCACAGGUCUUCGAAGCCAUAAGAAUAUACACGAUAAGAAGGAUCCUUUUAGAUGCGAGGUGUGUCAUGUGCAAUUUCUAUGUAAAGAAAAUUACAGCGAUCUUUUAAACAGACAUUCCAACGAAAGACGUUAUAAAUGCAGUUUUUGUACCAGGGCCUUUAAAUUUAGACAGUCUCUACAGGCCCACAUGAACAUACAUAAUGACAAGAAUCCUUUCAGGUGUGAAUUGUGCAACAAGAGUUGUACAAGUAAACAAGAUCUUGAAAGACACAUGACCUGUCAUUCGAAUGAAAGACAUUACAAGUGCUCUGUAUGUCCUUCGAUGUUUAAAACUAAAAAUAACCUUACUACGCAUAUGAACGUACAUAAAGAUCAGAAUCCUUUCAGGUGUGAAUUGUGCAACAAGAGUUUUGCUUCUAAACACUCACUUGAAUGUCACAUGACCAGUCAUUCGAAUGAAAGACGUUACAAGUGUGGACAAUGUUCUUCGAAGUUUAAAAUUAAAGCUAGUCUUAUUAAGCAUAAGUACGUACAUAAAAAGCAGAAUCCUUACCGGUGUAAUGAGUGUAAUAAGAACUGCAGUUCUAGUGCCAGUUUGAAACAGCACAUGGCGUCUCAUUCCGACGCAAAGCUUUACAAGUGUCACAUUUGUUCUUCGUCCUACAAAGCAAAAUCUAAUCUCACUGUUCACAUGAAGAAGAAACAUCAAGAGGAUAAUUUGAAAUAA